Molecule: messenger RNA, 1575 nt
Organism: Necator americanus (New World hookworm)
Lineage: Eukaryota; Metazoa; Nematoda; Chromadorea; Rhabditida; Ancylostomatidae
Exons: 13
Coding region: 1-1575 (524 amino acids)
Cellular component (GO): extracellular region
Molecular function (GO): nucleic acid binding
Source: RefSeq, a predicted model, not a curated record
AUGGACAGGCUUGACUGCACGGAAGAAAAGCUGCUUAGACAGCUACUCGGCUACUUUGCUACUUUUGACCUAGGGAGUUUGUUGGACACUGUGGAUAGCCAGUUCGGGCGAGACGUGAAGUUUCCCUGUAUAUGGAACAGCGACGAAUGGAUUGAUUCCGUGCAAGCUUUCGCAGGAGAUCGAAAAGGUUGGGCAGAGCUCCGUUUAAGGACGACAGCUACUAAGCCAUGGGCUGAUGAGAUAGCAAACUAUGGAAUAUCAGCUAUGAACGAAUAUAGAAGCGCAAUAGGACAUGCUACACAGGUAUUGUGGGCGGAGACACUGACAGUGGGUUGUGCGGUCACGCACUGCACUAAAGGUGGGACUAUGGUUGUGUGUCAGUACUAUCCACCAGGAAACUACAUUGGUUCAUCGAUGUACAAAGAAGGAAAGACAUUGUCGGAGUGCGGUUUAGAAGGAAGAAACGAGGUCCCUCAUUCUGAAACUGGACUAUGGAGGGAGGGCGGAGCCACGCUCGGUUCCGCAACCUACUAUCCGAACGCAGCGCUCUCGUCGUGGCUUCCACGCCACGUCAAAGUUGUGCAAAAGAAAGACCGUACUAUGGAUGUAGAUCCAACGCCAGCCAUAAGGAUAAUAUGUGCACUUCUCAUCCUAAUUCCCUCACUAGUCGGCUUUGUUCUGCAAAUAGUCGUCCUCGCAGCCUUUUGUUUGGAUUGGAAAACGAUGCGAAGCAGCAGUUUCUAUAUCAUUAUGGUUCAAAUUAUGGGUUGCAAUACUUGUUCUCUAUUUCUGGACCUCUACAUUGCUUUUCCUUUAACUCUUACAGGAAUACAGUACAUGGGCGACAGCAAUUUACUGUAUCAUGGACCCCUGUUUUUUGAAGGUGUUGCUUUUCAAGGGCUGCUUCUUCAUUCAUUCUUGCUUACAAUAACUAGAGUAACUGUAUUUUUCUUUCCUAAAUGGAACGAAGUUUUAUUCUCUCCAAAAGGGACAAUUUUACUUUCAAUGAUUGUAUGGAUCUAUAUUUUUGCUCUUCUCAUACUCUAUGACAUAUUCGGGUGCAAGAAACAAUUUUCAAAAGACGGAUUUUACUUCGGAUAUCGAUGCGAAAUAAGCGUACGAGGAGGCCCCUAUAUAAGGAGUUUCAUGAUGUACCAAGGCCAGCUGCUACCAUUCAUAAUGACUUUAUCGUAUAUUGCAAUAUAUUUUAAAAUAAAAGCCAUUAGUCGGAGUGCCACAACAAGACGUAAUAUUAAAGCAGAAAUGCGCUUUUUGUGGCAGACAAUUCCACUUACUGUUCUUCUCAGCAUUCAAGUGCUUGCGUUCACCUUCAUCCCGAAAUUUUACGUUACUGGUUACGGGCGGUUCUUCACGACUUCCACAACGAGUCUUAUUAUCAUCGCCAACAACAUGGCUUCGCCAAUAGUUCUAUUAAUUUUCAACAAGGAUAUAUGGAAGUACACACGACGAAUGCUUCGCUGCAAAAGUAGCGAAGUUUUGCCAGUGCUUGUUACAAGUGGAAAUGACGCCCGGAGGAUAACUGUUCAGAUGCGGCGUACAACCACUACUGAGUAA